AUGGGAUCCAACGUUGAGCUGGUAUGGCCAGAGUCAGAGGCAUAUUCCUCACGGGUGAACAACUGCUCACAUGCAAAUUCAUCCCUAGCUGUAAUUCGAGCGAAGUUGAGUGCCGAACAAUUAGAACAAUUCAAGACAUCAUGCUUUGGCCAUCUUCUGAAUAUAGAUAAGAUUCAGUUUAGCGGGCAGAUUGUGCAUGGGGUUGUGUUGCGUAGAGUAGCGGGGCAGGGUGUGAAAGACUUGGAUGGACUGAGUUUCUUAAUAGGGUGCGACGUUGCUCAGUUCACUCGUCAGGAUUUCUGUUUGAUCUCAGGGCUUCGUUUUGGGGAAGUGCCUGAAGUUUCCAGUGGAGAAAGUGAUGAAAUUAGACUUCAGAAAAGAUAUUUUAUAGACGAAGGAAUUACAUGUAAUGCUUUAGAAGAAGCAUUUGUGAGGUGCACAGAGGAAGAUGACGUCUACAAGCUAGCUCUUGUUUACUUUGCUGAGUUAGUGGUUUUGGGAAGGGACAAACAUUUGAACAUCAAUCUAAAUUACCUGACCCUUGUAGAGGACUUGGAUGCGUUCAACAGGUUUCCAUGGGGUUCGGUGUCGUUUGACAAAACCCAAGACAGUCUGUUUUCUGCACCAACAAAGUAUGUGAAAAGCUUUGAAAAUGAAGAGGGAAGAGGGAAGGGGAAAUGUAAGGUAACCGGAACAAGCCGGAGAAAUGAGAAGGGCAAGAAGGAUAACCAUGGUGAAGUGCAAAGGGGUGGGUGGAGUUUUAAAGGUUUCACGUAUGCUUUCCAGAUUUGGGUAUAUGAAUUAAUUCCUAGAAUGGUGGACCUGAAUUACUGCAAGGUUGUUGAUCCGACAGCUCUCCCGCGUAUUUUGCGAUGGAGAACUACUACGUCUGUUCCCGAGAUGAGAAAGUUGAACAAUUAUUUUUUCCAGAGCAAAGAGUCAGUUCAGUUGCGGGCGCUAUGUCCAAGUGAAGAGGAAAUGAGACAACCAUAUUGGAGUUGGCCACAGGGUCGCCCUGCUGUUGUCUCGGCAGAGUCAAUUCCUUCUUCAUGUGCUGACCUUGAUGAGUUGAACAAGGCGGUAAGCUUGUUGAGGUCCGAGUUGUUUCAAGUAAAGCGGGAAAAGGACGUCCUUGAGUUAAAGGUCAUACGGAUGGAAAAAAAUUUGGGCCACUGUUUAGGUCCUCAUUUUGAGCAGGAAGUGAGAAGGGACAUAGCUUUACUGAAAGAGAGGACGAAUCGUUGUGUCGUGUCACAUCUAUUUAAGGGAUAUAAGGAAGUGGAUGGCAUGCAAUGGGAUGAAGGGCCAAGUAAUAGAAAUGAAGGAGAGGCAAAUGAAGAGGAGGACAUUGAAGGGGGUGAAGGGCCAAAUAACAGAAAUGAGGGAGAGGACAAGGAAGAGGAGGGGAUUGAAAGGGGUGAAGGGGCAAGUAAGACAAAUGAGGGAGAGGAAAAGGAAGAGGAGGGGAUUGAAGGGGGUGAAGUGCCAAGUAAGAGAAAUGAGGGAGAGGAAAAGGAAGAGAAGGGGAUUGAAGGGGGCCAAGUGCAAAGAAAACCAAGGGAGGUAGAGGAAGCUCAAAGGAAAAGAAGUGAGGGAGAGCAAGUGAAAAUAAAAAGCAGCAAAGGAGAGGAAGCGCAAAGAAAGAGCAUUGAGGGAGAGGAAGAACUGCAAAGAAAAAGCAGUGAGGGAGAGGAUCCAAAAAAAAAAAAAAGGGCAAGGAAGUGA
Prunus armeniaca (apricot) is the source of this 1725-nucleotide messenger RNA. The record is from the annotation of a GenBank genome assembly. NCBI's taxonomy places the organism in Eukaryota, Viridiplantae, Streptophyta, Magnoliopsida, Rosales, Rosaceae.